CGUGCCAUCGUCAAGUCUGGAUAUUUUAUUUUUUUUUUAUGGACCUAUCAAAGGUGAAGGACUACUGCCUUUAAUUUGAUCAUCGUCCGAAGAUGCAAAAUUUUUCGAAAAUUUUUCGAAAAUUAGUUAUUGUAUUGAGAAAUUAAAUACUUACUGCAGGAUAAUAGAUAGUCUAGGUUAAAUUAGAUUAAUUGCAAGCAGUGUCAACUAUGGAGUUUCAAUGUCGUAGGGGAUCGGUCGUCUAUAUUGAAAAAGAAGAAGAUGAAGAAUUAUUGAGAAUGUAAGGUAAAGACAAGGUUGUUAGGUUGUGUCCGUAUUAUUCGCGCGCUUCUUCUUCGCCACGUGGCGACAUACAUAUAUCAGGCACGUUGCACAGACCGACCGACCGUCCGUAUUAUUUUGGUACCGGGUAUGCGUAAAAUAUCGUGAAGUGUGAGUAAUAUAGUACGUAGUGUCACGGCGUGCUGCGUGCGCGAAUGUUCGCACGUGUUACUCGUGCUAUCCGUGUUAUUCGGCUCGUAGAGUGUUUUCUUCCUAGACUAUCUAUUUGCUUUUAUCUCUUUCUCUCGUUCCCUUCUCUCUCUCUCUCUCUCUCUCUCUCUUUUCCUCUCUCUAUAUCUAUCCAUCUUUCUCUUUUGCCUUUCGCCUUUUUUUUCGUCUUUGUCUUUUGGCUUCGGCAACUUCGUUGGUCGGAAGCUCCAACAGAAUUUCGUGGAAUUCACGAUCGCGAAUUCGAGAAUGCUCUGGCAAAACCGGUUAUCGUGAGACUCGCGAGGAAGAGGACCUCCAGCAACGACUUCGGAUGGAAGGUAUAGACCGAUUGCGAAGGGCAAGAUAUGUCGACAGCGAGAUACGACGAGGCAGGCGAUCGACUGAUCGACCGAUCGGUGAUCACCCAUGAUCAACAGUGAACUUACGGUUGCGUACUGUUUAUGCUUCUAUGAAGGCGGACGAUCAAUGUAUGCAACUUUGGCUUCGUCCUACUCGAUCUAGGAUAUAACAAGGACGACGACGAAGAAGACGACGAGAACGACGAUGAGCCUUUGUGGAGUUUCCUCAAAUUUUCCCUACUUCGCUAUGUCUAUCACUGCGAACUAUUGAGAAAGAAGAAACAUGUCGGAAGUAAAGACAGAAAGGCCUAGGACCGCCGGUCGGAUAGCACCGACUGGUCGAGUCACUCCAAGCGUUCAUCAAUCGGCCGGAAAUGGAAGAAGGAAGGCUAUACCUGUACCACCUCCUAGGGUCCCGACUCCAAUGCCUUCGGCCAAUAACAAUCAGCAAAGAAACAAUGCGAACGUCGACGUAGGCCCGCCUGUUUUAGUACAAGCAGCACAAGCACAAAAAAAGGAGUCCCAUGAAAACAUCGCACGAAUAGCAAAGCGGUAUCUCGACGAUAACAUGCAGCAGGCGUGGAUCAAUCCUCGGUUAAUAUCAAUGAUAAACGUGGAGACAGUAACUUCAACGAAUUACGACUCCUCGAAUCUCAGUAGGGACUUCAAUCAGGUCGGCUUCAACACUUACAAUUAUUCCCAGUUCGAGGAGAAGUAUAAGCCACGGCAGAUCUUCAAAUACGGAGACGAGUAUCUCGAGUACGGGCGCAAUUCCGUUCGGCUCGAUUCAAAUGCUGAGAGAUCAACGGCAAGAUUAACCAGUAGAUAUCAGCAGGACGGGUUGACUAAGUUCGAGCAAAGAUAUUCAAGGAGUCAUUCGCAGACUGAGAGACAGCAGUACGCUUAUCAUGAAACGCGAUCCAAAUCACAGGAUUCGCGAGAGUUGACAUUCUAUCAUAUCGAUCCACCACCGAAAUUGGAGAAUCUUCAACAACAGCAACUUCAGCAACAGCAACAACAACAACAACACCAACAACAAUCACAGCAACAAUCACAACAGCAGCAGCAGCAACAACAACAACAACAACAACAACAACAACAACAACAACAACAACAACAACAACAACAACAACAACAACAACAACAACAACAACAACAACAACAACAACAACAACAACAACAACAACAACAGCCAAAUAAAUCUUAUCGAUCUAGCACUGACAAAUCAGGUGGUUCAAAUAAAAAAGAAUUAACUUUUUACAAGAUCGACGGACCUAACACAAACUUGGCUUCAACGCAGGACAAGUGUAAAGAUAAAUCUGAUAAAAAAGAUAGGAAUCAGGAGAAAUCACAGAAUUCAAAACACGUUAAACAAAAUCAUCAUCAUCAUCAUCAUCUGGAACAGAAGAACAAUCCGGCAAUACCACCAAAUUAUCAAUUGAACAGAUCUCAAUCUGAUUUGACCGAAUGCCAAUUACCGGAUUACUAUAGGCAUCAGAAUAAUCCUUACAUUGAUCCACCCAAGUAUCGUCAAUACGACAGACCUCCGAAGUAUCAAGAAACACCACCAAAGUCAGAACCACCACCAAAAUAUCAUGCUGAACCACCGAAAUAUUCGGAAAUUGUUAGACGUCAGGAUGAUUCGAGAAGAACGCAGCAAGAGGAGAGGACGACAAGACGUCAGGGUGCCGGAUUAGGAGGAGCAGGAGGAGGAAUAGGAGGAACAACAGUAGGAGGAGUAGCAGGGGGAGGGAGUGGUGGUAUAGGUGUAAGUGUUGGUGUGUGUUUAGGGGUAGGAGGUGGAGGAGGAGGAGGAGGAGGAGGAUGUAGUGCAGGGAGCACAAGUUGCGGCGGCUUGUGCUGUAGUAGCGGCUGCGGUGUCGUAGGAGGGGGAGGCGGAGGGAGGGGAGGCUCCACUCAUGGCGCCGAGACGCCCUCUAAUCUAGCCAGUAUCACGCCGACCGCGCGAGAAGCAAUACGUUUGCCUUAUCAUCAACCAGCACAACAGCAACAACAGCAACAACAACAACAACAACAACAACAACAGAUUAGAUCGGGUUGCAGUGGCAGUGUUAUUUUAAACAGUGGUGUUCCAUGUGCCGGUGGUUGUUGUAUACGAGCGAUAAAUAUAAGAGUGCCGUGGAGUCCUUGCUGA
This is a messenger RNA of Vespa mandarinia (Asian giant hornet), 2985 nucleotides long. RefSeq lists its product as uncharacterized. Gene Ontology annotation, biological process: microtubule-based movement. NCBI's taxonomy places the organism in Eukaryota, Metazoa, Arthropoda, Insecta, Hymenoptera, Vespidae. The record is from RefSeq and is a predicted model, not a curated record. Gene Ontology annotation, molecular function: microtubule binding; ATP binding; microtubule motor activity.